UGUUACCGGAAGUCACCGCCCUGUUGUCACUUUACGGCUCUCCACAGGUGAAGCGUACGGCUGCUACUGCCUCGAAGGAUUCAAACGUAGAAUUUAAACCUAAGCCAAUUACUUGGGCUCAUUCUAGAGCAAUUCUAGUUUGUUCAGAGACUUUUUUAAAAGGAUAAACCAGAAGAUCCAUAUUUUAGAGCGCUCCAAACCCGUCGACAUGAUUGUCUGGGGACUGGUUUCGUUGGCUUUCUUCUGUUACGCUGCGGCUGGUGUAUCUGGGUUUUCAGUGACUACCCGUAACAAUGAUGUGCGUGUCAAAGAAAAUGAAGGAGUUGACCUUUCGUGCCAGUACUCUGCUGACUUUGGUAGUGAUGCAAGAGUAGAAUGGAAAUUUCAAGAUCUCGAAGGCUCACAGACAUAUGUGAUUUUUGCUGGAAAACCAACAGUAUCUUAUGCUAGCAGAGUAACAAUGUAUGGCAGCAGUCUGAGAUUUACUUCAGUUACUGUCAAAGAUAACGGCAUGUACGACUGUGAGGUCUCUGGAAAAGGACAGUUUGGCGAGGUUCGAGUGCAGCUAACUGUUUUGGUGCCACCGGGGGUUCCAGUGUGCAGGGUGCCCGCAUCAGUGACAACAGGAAAUGCAGCUCUGCUCUCAUGUAAGGAUAAUGUUGGCUCUCCUUCUCCAACCUAUAAGUGGUUCAAAGAUAAUGUCCUUCUUCCUGCAAACCCCAAAAUGGUGUCUGGCUUCCAAAAUGCAACCUACAACCUAAACACGAAAAAUGGCAAUCUGGAGUUCAGUCCUGCAUCAAAGGGGGAUACAGCUUCUUACUACUGUGUGGCUGAAAAUUCUGCAGGUCCUCCUCAGCAGUGUAAAGCAACCAGAAUGGAAGUCCGUGACUUAAACACUGGAGGGAUUGUAGCUGGAGUCAUCAUCUUCCUGCUUUUGUUAGCUUUACUUGGAUUUGGCAUCUGGUAUGCCUACAAGAAAGGUUACAUACCAAAGAAGAGCGAAACACAAAAGCCAAAUGUUGUCUACCAGCCACAAUCUGUGUAUGGAGGGGAGGAGGAUGACGAUGGGGAAUUUAAACAGAAGUCAUCGUUUGUUGUUUAGCCCAAAGUUUUUUUUUUCAGCUGUAAUAUGUAUGUGUACUUUUAUGUGUAUUUUUGAGUGCUUGUAUAAGAUUGAUGAGUUGACUGGUUUGGCUUUUAUUUUCUUUAACUCAGAAUUCUCUUGUUUUUAUUUAUGACAUUAUGAACUUGAUACAACUGUUUAAAUUCUGCUAGAAGAAAGACAUGAAUGGUGCUUGGGAAUAAAUGGAAUAUCCCUUGAUGUUUUUUACAUGUUUCUGCAAAUAUUUUUGUAUAGUCUGAAUUGUCCUUUUGAUGUUUGUAGUUAUUUCCCUUUUAACUAUUGUUUGUGAUUUUUUGGACUCUCGCCCACAAAGACCCUGGCUCUGAUAAUGUAUAGAAUGAACUCUUAACCUGUCAGGUUAUUGCCUUCAGAAUAGCUAAUUUCUAUCCUAUGCUGUAGUUGUUAUUGCCACAUGAAAUAAAUACUAUAGCGUAGUCAAAGUAAACUACAUAAACUUGCACAUUAAUGUGUAAUGAAUCAGGAAGCUUUGUUUUUCUUUGUUUUGAUCUUUAAGUUUACUUGUAAAGAUGCUGAGUCUUAUUGAACAAUAAAAUUGCCUUGUUACAAGA
Messenger RNA from Boleophthalmus pectinirostris (great blue-spotted mudskipper), 1692 nucleotides. It is a transcript of the gene f11r.1, whose product is annotated as F11 receptor, tandem duplicate 1. The transcript has 10 exons. The coding region runs from base 209 to 1102 and encodes 297 amino acids. Gene Ontology annotation, cellular component: bicellular tight junction. Gene Ontology annotation, biological process: intestinal absorption; establishment of endothelial intestinal barrier; cell adhesion. The record is from RefSeq and is a predicted model, not a curated record. Lineage: Eukaryota; Metazoa; Chordata; Actinopteri; Gobiiformes; Gobiidae.